CAUACGCCGUCGUCAUGUGAUUUCUUUCCUCUCUUUCAGUUUCAGCCACCCCUGGCCCUGACUGGUAGAUGCCACCAGUAAACUUCCAUUUUUUGGUUGGGGUUUUUUGAUUAAACACUAAUUUCUCCGUAGCCCGCAAAUCCAAUUUCCCUUUUGGGGUUUGUUAUUGUGCUUUGUGAUAAACAAUGCCCUCCAAUUCGAAUUCUUCGCCCUCCAGUUCUUCCUCCGACAACGAUGAUCGAAACCCUAAUUCUAACCCGGACCCGAGCCCCAAUCCGAAGCCUAACGUGAAACCGGUUUCGAUUGACCAGUCGCUCGACGCCAUUGAGAAUCAAUUGGCCUCAAUCUCGAUGUCAUCGCGUUCCCCGACUGCGACUGUGGAUGAUGAAGAGGAAGUGGGAGAAGAAGAAGGGCAACCGGUGGAGCAGCUGAAAAUCACAAAUGGAUCAUUGAGUGAAGAGAUUGGAGAGGAAGGAGUAACUGAUUCCAUCGAAGAUGAGCAUAUUGCGAGUAGUUCGAUGGCUGAGUCAUCGGGGGUGAUUAAAGAGAGCCCUCCAUUUGUGUGGAGGAAUAAUUUGGAGGCACAUGAAGUUGAGCGGCCGUUGAGUCCGAGCAGCAGCGGUUAUGCUGGUGAGAUGGGCAGCACCAGUGGCGGUGAUGAAAUCAUUGAUGAUGACGAAGAUGGGAAUGAGAUUCGUGAGGUCGGAAAUGAUGGGGUUUUGGGGUCCCAUGAACAGAGGAUUUCCGGGAAACGCCACCGAGAUGAGGAUGAUGCUUCAGUUUCUUGGAGGAAAAGGAAGAAACACUUCUUUAUUUUGAGUCACUCUGGAAAACCCAUAUAUUCAAGAUAUGGGGAUGAACACAAGCUAGCUGGAUUCUCUGCGACUUUGCAAGCCAUAAUUUCUUUUGUUGAAAAUGGGAGAGACCGGGUCAAAUUGGUGAGAGCUGGCAAACACCAGGUUGUUUUUCUUGUGAAAGGACCUAUUUACUUGGUCUGUAUAAGUUGCACAGAAGAGCCUUAUGAAUCAUUAAGAGGACAGCUUGAGCUCCUCUAUGGUCAGAUGAUUCUUAUCCUAACAAAAUCCGUGAAUCGAUGUUUUGAGAAGAAUCCAAAAUUUGAUAUGACAUCACUGCUUGGAGGAACUGAUGCUGUCUUCUCCUCGCUCAUUCAUUCGUUCAGUUGGAAUCCUGCCACUUUUCUUCAUGCCUACUCGUGUCUUCCCCUUGCUUAUGCCACGCGUCAAGCUGCAGGUGCCAUCUUGCAUGAUAUAGCUGGUUCAGGGAUCCUGUUUGCACUUUUAAUGUGUAAACACAAAGUUAUCAGUCUUGUUGGUGCGCAAAAAGCGUCUCUUCAUCCGGACGAUAUACUAUUACUCUCCAAUUUUAUUAUGUCGUCUGAAUCUUUUAGGACAUCAGAAUCUUUCUCGCCAAUUUGCCUGCCAAGAUUCAAUCCCAUGGCAUUUCUUUAUGCUUAUGUGCAUUACUUUGAUAUGGAUACAUACCUGGUCCUGCUCACCACGAGUUCAGAUGCCUUUUAUCAUUUAAAAGACAGCAGGAUUCGAAUUGAAUCUGUACUUUUGAAGUCAAAUGUACUAAGCGAAGUUCAAAGGUCCUUGGUGGAUGGCGGCAUGCAUAUAGAGGAUUUACCUGUUGAUCCCAUUUCUCGUGCUGGAACUGUGUCUUCUCAUCUAGGUCAGCCAAGAGCGGCAACAGAUUUCCCAGGGAGACUUGGAGAUGCAUUUGUUGGAAUUGGGGGUCCUGCUGGACUAUGGCAUUUCAUUUAUAGGAGUAUUUCUCUUGAUCAAUAUGUAUCAUCUGAAUUUUCAUCACCAAUCAACAGCUUGAAACAGCAAAAGAGAUUAUAUAGGGCCUACCAAAGACUUUAUGCAUCCAUGCAUGACGGAAAUGGACCUCACAAAACACAGUUUAGAAGAGAUGAAAAUUAUGUGCUACUUUGCUGGGUCACACAAGAUUUCGAACUGUAUGCAGCUUUUGAUCCGCUUGCAGACAAGGCUCUUGCUAUAAAAGUAUGCAAUCGGGUUUGUCAAUGGGUGAAAGAUGUAGAAAAUGAAAUUUUCUUGUUGGGAGCAAGUCCUUUUUCGUGGUAAUGCUCACAAUUAUCUGUAUACUGGCGUGUAUUUUAGUCUUUUUCUCCUAAUUGUUACUGCAGUUUUGUCGCCAAUGAAAUCUUGCCUAAUUUUUUGAAGGGCUCUAUUUGUGCAUGGUUGUAUUCUACUAGUUAAGCUCAAAUACACAUUGUAGCAUUUCGAUUUCCAGAUCACCUAUAAGCAUUU
Molecule: messenger RNA, 2294 nt
Organism: Sesamum indicum (sesame)
Lineage: Eukaryota; Viridiplantae; Streptophyta; Magnoliopsida; Lamiales; Pedaliaceae
Product: SAND family protein
Biological process (GO): vesicle-mediated transport; protein targeting to vacuole
Source: RefSeq, a predicted model, not a curated record